Molecule: messenger RNA, 1870 nt
Organism: Cucumis melo (muskmelon)
Lineage: Eukaryota; Viridiplantae; Streptophyta; Magnoliopsida; Cucurbitales; Cucurbitaceae
Product: bystin
Exons: 10
Coding region: 267-1595 (442 amino acids)
Biological process (GO): rRNA processing
Cellular component (GO): nucleolus; cytoplasm; preribosome, small subunit precursor
Molecular function (GO): snoRNA binding
Source: RefSeq, a predicted model, not a curated record
AGGGUUACUCUCUUAGCAAGAGACUGCCACCAUUUAAAAGGAGAGAGAGAGAGAGAGAGAAAAAAAAAAAAAAGAAAGAAAAGAAAAGAAAAGAACGAAAAAAAAACUUAAGACUGCUGCCGCCAUUACAAAAAUUUUUCUCGAAUCGUCUCCCUCCAAUCUCCGUCCUUCCACCUUCGUUUCCAUCUCUCUCCGUCGCUCUCCGACAGUCAGUAUCCGAUUUUAUACUCCUUUUUCGUUACCUUUGUUUUCAGUCCUAUUCGUCAAUGGCGCCGAACAAGAGGAGUAGGGACAGACUGCGAAACCCCCAGCCUUUUAUCACUACAGAUGAAGAUACGGUGCCCAAUAAGCAACAUUCCAAAGCAAGAAAGCGCCGUCAUCAGGAGGAAGAGACGCUUUUGUCAUCAGGGAUGAGCUCCAAGAUAUUUAGAGAAGCUCGUAUUCAGCAGAAAGAGGAUGAACUUGAGGCUAGAAACCAACAGCAUCCCAACCCUUUCUUUGAUCUUCCGGAUGAAGAACUCCCCAAGGACGAAGAGGAUAUUGAUGAUUUUAGUGGAUUCUCCGAAACUCAAACUGAAAUUGGUACUUAUAAGGAGGAGGAUAUUGCUGAGGAAGAUGAGCGACUAGUGGAAGCUUUUCUGUCAAAGGAUGGUGGUCCACAACAUACUCUUGCUGACCUUAUUGUUAGGAAAAUCAAAGAAAAUGACGCUAUAGUUUCUUCAGAUGCACAACCUUUGCCAAAAUUAGACACCUCUGUCAUAGACUUAUACAAAGGAGUGGGAAAAUCUCUCAACAAGUAUACGGCUGGAAAAGUCCCCAAAGCUUUCAAGCGCAUUCCUUCCAUGCCACUCUGGGAGGAAGUUUUAUAUUUAACCGAGCCUGAAAAUUGGUCACCAAAUGCUAUGUUUCAAGCCACAAGAAUUUUUGCAUCCAAUUUGGGAGUGAAAAAGGUGGAGAAAUUCUAUAAGCUAGUUUUGCUUCCAACAGUAAGGAAAGACAUUCAGAAGAAUAAGCGGUUACACUUUGCCUUGUAUCAAGCAUUGAAAAAGUCCCUAUAUAAGCCCACUGCCUUCUUCAAAGGAAUUUUGCUUCCUCUCUGCGAGUCUGGCACUUGCAGUCUGAGGGAGGCUGUGAUCAUUGGGAGCAUUAUUGAAAAGGUUACGAUUCCUGUGCUUCAUUCAAGUGUUGCAUUAUUCAAGCUUGCAGAAAUGGGAUAUUGUGGCACAACAAGUUAUUUUAUUAAGCUUAUCUUGGAGAAGAAAUAUGCACUGCCUUACCGUGUAGUGGAUGCAGUGGUUGCACAUUUUAUGAGGUUCCUUGAAGAAACACGAGUAAUGCCUGUAAUAUGGCAUCAGUCACUACUUGCGUUUGUGCAGAGAUAUAAAAAUGAACUACGGAAGGAAGAUAAAGCAAACAUUAGAAUUCUUCUUGAAAGUCACAGACACAAAGAUGUUACUCCAGAAAUUUUGAGGGAACUAAAUAAUAGCCGCAGUCGAGGAGAGAAGGAUACUACAACAACUCCAGCUCCUCUAACUAAACCUGUUGAAGAAGACAGGUUCAAUAUUCCUUACGUUCCAAUGGAAGAGGAUUAUUAGGAUUUAUUGCUGUGGGCAUCGGCCUCGUUGGUGCUCGAGUUUUUGUAGUUGGGAGAAUUGAGAUAAUAUUGAUAUGUAAAGGUUAGUUAUAUUUGCACAUUGAAAUCAUAGUUUGUAAAAUUUGCUCGAUGGAUUUUAUUUUUCACCUUCGGGUGCUGUGGUGCUCAAUGAGUCAAUUUUGAUGUAGCAUUCUUAUCAUUUAAGUGAUUUCUUUUGAAAAUUUGUAGUUGCCCAUGAGUAUUUUUAUAGUUGAAUGGAAGGCUCUUUUCUUUUAA